Styela clava is the source of this 1850-nucleotide messenger RNA. Its product is annotated as peroxisomal biogenesis factor 3-like. The record is from RefSeq and is a predicted model, not a curated record. Gene Ontology annotation, molecular function: protein-macromolecule adaptor activity. NCBI's taxonomy places the organism in Eukaryota, Metazoa, Chordata, Ascidiacea, Stolidobranchia, Styelidae. Gene Ontology annotation, cellular component: peroxisomal membrane. Gene Ontology annotation, biological process: protein import into peroxisome membrane.
ACCGUGCAGACAGACGUAUUUACGAUACAGAUCCGCUCUUGCAUACCAGUUUUGAAUUACCUUGUCUUCCAAUUUCAGUACCCAGGUACCGGUAUUUUAUUUAUUUCGAAAAAUAUCCUGCAAUAAAACUAUAUAAGGGAAAUAUGGAUAUGCCUGGACGGAUUUGCGGCUUCCUUCGCAGACAUCGCCGUAAAUUCAUAUUUGCUGGAGUACUCGUCGGAGGAGUUGUAGGAACUGUGAAAUAUGCACAAUAUAAAAUUAAAGAUUGGAUGGUGCAAGAAGAAAAGAGAUAUUUGGAGGAACUAAGAAAACAACAGCAUUUUGAAAAAACUCAAGAACAUUGUUUUGCCAUUGCCCAGGCUGUAGCGAACACGCUAAAAGAUAAUAUACUGCAACAAAUUGAUACUGAAGCAAUUCUAGAUUCAUUGAAGACUGAAGUUUCUGCAGAGAGAAAACUUGAACUCUGGAAUGAACUUAAAGUGGUUGUAUUUGCAAAAGUGUCAAUUUCCAUUUACAUCUUGACUCUUUCAAUUGUUAUAAUUCGCUUACAGCUUAAUCAUCUUGCUGCAAAAGUUUACGCCAGUACUCUUACAGACCAGUCACCACCUAUCAAUGAUGUUAUCCAACGAUGGUUCUUAUCAAUUUCUCAUGAAUUUGUGUUGGAUAAUGGACUUGAAUGUAUUAUUAAAGAAUUUACAAAAAUUUCACAAGAUUUGACAGAAUCUAUGCCUCUUCAAUGUAGAGUUCGAGGUGCAGAUAUUGAAUCAGUCUUAAAAAGCAUUCAUAAUCAAAUUAGGCAACAUGGUAGUUUUUCAUUCCACGUCAAAAGCUCUGAAAAUGAUUCAAAUAAUAUACUUGAUCUUUUGUUACCUAAUGAAGCAAAUGUUAAUUUUGGGGCCUCUGUUGAUCUUGAUUUACAAAGACAAUUAAUCAAUGAAAUGUGGGAUAUAUUUGACUCUAAUGACUGCAUGCAAGUCUUUGAAAGUUGCAUUUUCAAAUCCUUCAAGAAUUUUGCAAAAAUUGAUGGUUCUAUCAUUGAUUCCUUGGGUACUCACAGCAAAGCGUUGGUGAGUGAUAUCACUCCAAUCAUUCGUACUAACUCAGACUUUCUUCCAUUGGCCAAAGUAUUGCCAAUGCUAAAUUCUCAUGUACAUGCAAUUUCACAUGAAAAUUUUAUUCGUAAAGUGUUAACGAAUCCCAUGCUCACGAAGUUUUCUGCCAAUAUAUAUCAGUCUUUUACAGAUACUAUCAGUUGUUGAAUAUGUGACCAAUAUGAUAACACUGAUGACUACAACGUAUAAACAAAAUUUUUUUUUCCAUGACUUCUAUUAAUGGUAUGGUUUUAUUGAGAAAUUUGUUCAAAGCAAGUUCAUGCAGAUGUACUUAAAAUUAAAAGUAAAGGUGACUCAUCUCUGAGCAAAGUUCCCAAUGGUCAUUGAAUGACUACUGAUAAAUUAUGUGCCUGUAAAUGCUAUUUGAUUCAAGACGUAAAGCAGAUGAAGUCAAAUUUGGAAUUUGCAACAACAUUACGCAAUCUGCAUGUCAUUGUUUGCAUAGUGGUAAUUUGUUCAAUGUACCGGUUUGCCUUAUCCUGAAAGGAGUUUCCAGGCUUUGUCUCUGAUGCUCACUAUCUGUUUUUAAGUUUAAACAGAGAAUUUGAAUAUAAAAAUACCAUAUGUUUUUUAUAUGGUGUUAUGCUUUUUUGUGCUAUGUAAUUACUUUCUCAUUGAUAGAAUUAUGAAAAAUCAUUUAACUAGACAAUUUAAUACAAGAAAAUUAUUUUAUGAAUAUAAAUUAUAGAAUGUUUUGAUUUUCAAAAAAAAAAUUUAAUUUGUUCCUAUUUCAACAGA